Molecule: messenger RNA, 4995 nt
Organism: Tachysurus vachellii
Lineage: Eukaryota; Metazoa; Chordata; Actinopteri; Siluriformes; Bagridae
Product: protocadherin alpha-C2-like
Exons: 3
Coding region: 259-2676 (805 amino acids)
Biological process (GO): homophilic cell-cell adhesion
Cellular component (GO): plasma membrane
Molecular function (GO): calcium ion binding
Source: RefSeq, a predicted model, not a curated record
AGUGCAUUUUGUGAUGUGCUGCGCACAGUGUCGCUGUUCUCCAUGAAACGCAUUUUACAUCUCUCCCCUACACUCAUUAAGGAGAUAGGAUCAGUCCUUUGUGUGUCUGCCACAGAAUCUUUCAGUUCAACAUUUUGAACGACUUUACGCCUUACGCAUCGUUAUAACGUUUGAAAUUAGUGCAUUUUACAUUCACAAACUGUCUACAACGCUUGGUUGCCAUUUUCUCUGGUUAGAGCACUGCUAAGGCAUAGGACAAUGGAUUUUCGACUAAGAAGUCCUGUAAUGAAAAGGUACGUUGCCGCCAUCGUUUUGUCUGUUUUCUUGAGCACAGCAUCGGCUGUUACACAUUAUUCUGUUACUGAAGAAAUGGAGGCAGGUUCCGUGGUAGCCAAUUUAGCAACGGAUCUUGGACUGGAUAUUAGGACUUUGAUCAAACGUAAGAUAAGACUGGAUACAUUGUCUAAUAAAAAAUAUUUGGAUAUUAACAAAGAAACAGGCGAGUUGUUGAUCAUGGAGAAGAUUGAUCGUGAAUAUAUUUGUACCACUAAAUCUGCACCAACGUGCAUUUUGAAACUCGAUGCAACCAUAGAAGAUCCAGUAAGGAUGUUCAACAUUGAGCUGGAAAUUAUUGAUAUCAACGACAAUUCUCCACAUUUCAGAAGAGAUACAAUGCAUUUAGACAUUUCUGAAUCAACUCCUGUUGGAGAGCGUUUUUCAUUAAAUAAUGCAGUCGACCCUGACAUCGGAGUAAACUCAAUUAAAACGUAUUAUCUAAGUGACAGUGAUCAUUUUUCAAUCGAAAUCCAAACUGGUCGUGAUGGAUCGAAAUUUACAGAUUUAAUUUUGAAAAAGCCUUUAGACAGGGAGGAAGUGGGAGUUCAUAAUCUGAUACUCACUGCUGUAGAUGGCGGAGUUCCUGCGCGCUCUGGCACAGCCAGCAUCAUUGUGCGCGUUCUUGACACAAAUGACAAUGCCCCGCAGUUUGAUAAAGACAGCUACACAAUAAACAUACCGGAAAACUCUCCGAUUGGAAGCAUUGUAGUAAAAUUAAAUGCAACCGACGCCGAUGACGGAUCUAAUUCCGACCUCACCUACGCAUACAGUUUAUAUACAACAGAAAAAACGCAGCAAACGUUUAGUUUAAAUCCAGAUACUGGAGAAAUAAAAGUAAAAGAAAUGAUUAAUUACGAGGAUUUCAGGAUUUAUGACAUGGAAAUUGUUGCAACAGACAAAGGAGCAAAUUCCUUAUCUGGGAAUUGUAAAGUAAGAAUUUUAAUCUCGGACAUGAAUGAUAAUCAUCCACAAAUAUCAAUUAGGUCUUUCACGAGUCCAGUCAAAGAGAAUGUAGUGGUAGGUACAGUUAUUGCAGUGAUUAGUGUGAAUGAUAAAGAUUCCGGAGAAAAUGGUCAAAUUGACGUUGAUAUUUCUGAAAAAUUACCGUUUGCUCUAAAGGAAUCAUCAGAUAAAUAUUACGAGCUCAUAGUUUCAGAACCUUUGGACCGCGAAAAGGUUGCAGAGUAUGACAUCACAUUUACCGUUACGGACAGAGGAAACCCUCCAUUAUCCGAUAACGAAACUCUAACUCUAGAACUGCUAGACGUUAACGACAACGCCCCGCAGUUUCCCCGAUCUUUUUAUACACUACAGGUUAUGGAAAAUAAUUCACCUGGAGCUUUACUGAGUGCCCUCACUGCACACGACCCAGAUCUCCAUGAAAAUCAGUAUCUCGUUUAUUUCAUAAUAGAAAAAGAAAUAAUAAAUACUUCUAUGUCCAUGCUCUUCUCCAUUAAUCCGGAGAACGGUAAUCUUUACGCACUAAAAACGUUUGAUUAUGAAAUAGAGAAGGAGUUUCUUUUUCAUAUUGAGGCCAGAGAUUCUGGAGUUCCUCCACUGAGCAGUAACGUAACUGUUCACAUUAUUAUCAUGGACCAGAAUGACAACACUCCUGUUAUAGUGUCUCCAUGGCGCGCGCACGGCUCAGUGGUUGAAGAAAAAAUACCGAGAUCCACCGAUAAAGGAACUCUGAUAGCCAAAGUAAUUGCUAUAGACACUGACUCAGUGCACAACUCCCGCAUUACAUACCAGUUUCUUCAGAACACCGAUGCUACAUUAUUCAGCCUGGACCAGUACAAUGGAGAGAUCCGGACCACGAGAAUGUUCAGUUACAGAGACUCACGCCACCAGCGGCUGGUGGUAAUCGCCAAGGAUAACGGAGAGCCCUCACUCUCUGCUACAGUUACCAUCAAAUUAUCCACGGUGGAAACCGCUCUAAAAAGCUAUGCUGACAUGACUGAAGUGCCUUUAGAAUAUGACAUCUUUUCAGAUUUAAACUUGUAUCUGGUAAUUGGACUGGGUUCAGUGUCAUUCCUGUUGCUGAUCACUAUAUUGGUGACCAUCGUGCUGAAAUGUCAGAAACCAAAGGCCAGUAAAGGUGCUCCUCCCUGUAGGAACAGUGUGAUCAGUGAGAGGAACUCUACCAUCGCAGAUUCCACUCUGGUGUCCAACGAUGCCUACUGGUACAGUUUAUUUCUAGCAGAGACCAGAAAAGGAAAGCUGGUAGUUAGACAACCUGUGCCAAAGGGGUCAAGAUACAUUGUGUCCAGUAUACCGAGGAGCACAGGACUGACUGAGACUAGUGACUCAGCUGCAUCUACUCUACAGUACUCAAAAUGAGAGAUGUCCCUUCUCAUGCUGAAGGCCUCUACCACCACCAGUAGCAGUUCCUCAUGAGCCUUCAUUCCAUGUCCUGUUGCUCAAGUGAUGCUGAGAAGAACCUGAUCUACAAAAAUGGAGCGUCUCAUUCCUGCAUACCUGUUUGCUGAUUUAGAACCUGUGUCUCUAUUCAGAUUUUUUCUUAAUACACCAAUUGUACAUUGUCUUUGCAUUUUGUCAGUAAUAAUUGUGUAAAUUUAACACACCUGAUUGGAAAUGACUUCAGUUCUUGUUGGGACUAAUGGAUGUUCUUACCUAGUAGAGGAUUUUUCCACUCCCAAUCAGAACAGUGUUUACGACCAGGCUCCUUGCAUGGAUCUGCAUGGCUAUAUCUAUGGACAUUUGUUUACUUUAUAUAAACUUUUUAGACUUUUCACUGUCUGACACCUAAAUUUUCAAGUGAGCUUGGUGAAAGCCUAAAAUAAACAUAAAAUGUAGAACAACACAAAAAGCACAAAGAAGUGUCAUUAAGCUGAUAGGACCCUGAAAUUGUGCAUGUGGUGAUAGCCUCGAACGGUCCAUGUUCCGCUUUUCCCUAAUGGAUGUCAAAUCAUUACAUUUAUGUUUCCACUAUGUGUUAUGCCGUAUGUGUAUUGCUGGCUUGGCAAAUUAAAAUUGUGAAAAACAAAUUACACAUGUUCCAUUUAAAUAAUUUGUAUUGCAUUGCCAAAAAUAUAUUUCUUCACUGUUUUUAAGUUGCUUUACAGUUGAAUUGUAACCCAGCUUUGACCAUUUGUUCAAAAAGUAUCCCAAGCCAAAUCGGUUCAUUCUGAUUAUGUUUUUCAUUUUACAUGAAUUAACCAUUAUUACACAAAAUAAACAUGUACCAUAUCAAUUUCAUAUGACUAAUUUUAGUCAUAUAAAUCUUGAACAUGUUUACUGUAAAUAAGCACAUAUUAGACUGAAUACAGUAGAAAGGCAUAUAGCUUGUAUUAUAUUAACAUUUAGCAUUUAAAAUGUCUUCAUACUAUUGUGUAGACUUUACUGCAAUCUUAAAUUACUAUAAAAUAAGACAAAACAACAAGGUUUUGGUGGUGUCUUGUUCCAUUUUAGUGUGUUUUAUUUGUGUUAUGGCAAUUAUUAUGAUUUUACUAAAAAUGUAUGACUUUCUUAUUGAAAUUUUAUCCUUUGUUUCAGAUGUUCAAAACUGAUUUAGUGUUUUUUUGUUUUAUAAACUAAAAAAAGUGUCUUUUUGUUUGCAAAGUGUUAUGCUGGUGGUGCAUUAUUUAGAUGGUUGUGUUAACCUAUAGUAUGAACUGCAUCAAUUUUGUACUCUGCAGUUGUUUUAAAUGCUGAGAAAAUGGCUUAUUAUUUGUGUAUCACAAUCAGAAACGUCUUGUUAAAAUAUAUGCAGGCUUCUGAUGACAUUCCCAGGCAGGACAUAAACACCAAGAGGUUAUAGGCCAGUAUGUUGCAUGGCACACUAACAUAUGAAUUAAUAGAUAGAAAGGCAUAAGGGGGUUUCAUUAUGAUUUGUCAUAUGAGCUAUCAAUUUAUGUAUAGAGGGAACAGAAGGAAAUAUUCACCCUUUCUUACACCUCUUUUCCACUGCAAAACUGUUUAUAAGCCAUCAAAUAUUACUUGUGCACAAACUCAAUUUCAAACACAACAUGUUCUGCCUGAAAGAAAUUUCAUCAGAUUCUGUCUAACCUUCUAAACUUCAACUUUAUGACUCUGUGUACAUCAUAAUAUACAUAAUACACAUGUGGUCUGUACAUUUUUAUGAAAAGGUAGAAAUAGAUAUAAAAAAAGUAUUCAGUUGUGCUGAUAUAGGGAUGCUUUUUUAUUACAGCUAAUGUAAUGCAAGCAGUACAGCUAAAUGGAAUUAACCUGUAUAUCCUGUAUGUAGUUUAAAUCAGAACAUAGGUAUUUGAUUUUCACUGUCUGGAUUUUAAUGGUAUUGUGUUGCAAUAAAGUAAGUAAAUGAAAGUAAUGAUACUGAUAAAAAUCAUUACGUGUGACAAAAGGAAAACCGUUCUGUAUUCUGCUGCAUGAUACAAUGCUAUGCUUUUUGUAUGUGUACAUACAGGGUGUAUAACUAAAAUGGUUAAUCUUUAAAAAUAGCAGUGAGCUGACUUACCACCCUUUACCUUCUUUUUAUUAUUUGUAUUUUUAUUAUACCUUUCAGUUUAACUCAUAAGCUUGGUUUAUAUGAACAUUUAGAGUUGUGCUACUAAUUGUAUUGCAUACCUCUCUCUUCUUGUGAUUGCAAAAAUGUGAUUAAUAUCCUUCAAAGGAUGUUGUAUUCUCUUUACAUCACCAUUGACUUAUGUAAUAAAC